AUGAUACCAAAAACCAUGAUAUCCAACGAAGUAUACCUCCUGCCCCUCAACGACGAUGGCUCACCCCAGGUCGCCGGCGAAUACGUCUACCUCGCCCCCAAAACGAACGAUCCCGUCACCAUCCGCUUCGCCAUCGAGGGCACCUCGUCCAUCUGUCGCCAUGGCAGUCUGUGGGUCAACAUUCCAGACCAGGGCGCCGAGUUCCACAGAGACCACUUCCGCGAAUUCAAGCUGAAGCCAGACUUCAACCGCACAAUUGAAAUCUCUAUCCCCAUCUUUCAGGCCGGCGCAUAUGCCUUCUACACCACAUACGCAGAGCUACCAGAUCUCGCCGAGGAGCUGGACUCGAGCCCGCAGACCACCGCCACCAACAAGAAGACGCCCCUCUACUACAUCGAUGUCGCCCCGCGCCUCAGCCUCGAUGGUCGUCCUCUACCGCUGCCGGCCUUGUCAAUCUUUUCCGUCAUUAGCAAGUUUAUGGGCAAGUACCCGGGUGACUGGGAGAAGCACCUGCGCGGCAUCAGCGACCGCGGCUACAACAUGAUUCAUUUCACCCCGUUACAGGUCCGCGGUGCUUCCAACUCACCCUAUAGUUUGUACGAUCAGUUGGGCUGGGAUCCCGAAUGCUUCCCUGCUGGUGAAAAGGAUGUCCAGGGCCUCAUCGAGAGCUUGGAGAAACAGUACUCCAUGUUGAGCUUGACCGAUAUCGUCCUCAACCACACGGCACAUAACAGCGCAUGGUUACAGGACCACCCCGAGGCUGGAUACAACCUUGUGACGGCGCCGUGGCUAGAAUCUGCUUGGCUGUUGGAUACGAAGCUGUUGGAGCUGAGCGACAACCUCGAGAAGCUUGGGCUUCCCAUCGAGGUGAAGAGCGACGAGGACCUGAUCAAGAUUAUGGAUGCUAUCAAGAAGCACGUCAUCUCCGAGAUCCGCCUGUGGGAAUACUAUGCAAUUGACGUUGAGCGCGACGUUGAGACGGCCUUGGAGGCUUGGGCUGCUGGUCGUGCCACCACCCUCCAAGACGCUGCUGAUGGCGCAAAUGUUGCCGGCCUCAAGGACGCCUCUCUGAAAGACCAGGCCGAGUUUCUCAUCAAGCACGGUCUGCAGGGCACCGACCGCAUGGGCGAGCGCUUCAGGAGGAGGGUUGACCCCAAGGUUGCCUCUGGUCUUCUGUCUGCCAUCUUUGGACAAUACGAAGGCGAAGACGGCAGUACCACGACGAAGGCAGACGCAAAGUCCAAGCUCAAGUCCCUCCUUGACGAAAUUAACCUGCCUUUCUACAAGGAGUACGAUGCCGAGAUCAGCGAGAUUCUGCAGCAGCUUUUCAACCGCAUCAAGUACUGCCGAAUCGACGAGCAUGGCCCGCGCAUGGGCCCCAUCAAUAAGGAGUUCCCUCUUAUCGAAACCUACUUUACCCGCUUGCCGAAAAACGACACAACAGCCAAGAACAAACCCGAAGAGAACGUUCUCGUCAACAACGGUUGGGUCUGGGGCGGCAAUGCGCUGAUUGACAAUGCAGGCCCUAGCUCACGCGUCUAUCUCAGACGCGAGGUCAUUGUCUGGGGAGAUUGUGUCAAGCUCCGCUACGGUACCGGGCCGUCUGACAGCCCGUUCCUGUGGGAUUACAUGACAAAGUAUGCUCGCAUGCUGGCCAAGUACUUUGCUGGUUUCCGCAUCGACAAUUGCCACUCCACCCCACUCCACGUUGCCGAGCACAUCCUCGACGAGGCGCGGCGCGUCCGUCCCGACUUGUACGUUGUGGCUGAACUGUUCACUGGUUCCGAGGAGAUGGACUACGUCUUCGUGAAGAGGCUGGGCCUAAGCGCGUUGAUCCGUGAGGCCAUGCAGGCGUGGAGCACCGGCGAGCUAAGCCGCUUGGUCCACAAGCAUGGAGGUCGGCCGAUUGGCAGCUUCGAGGUGGAUGAAAUUUCCAAGGCGGACUCCAAGUCUCCCAUAAGCCCCAUAAGUCCGUCUGUUGAGGGCACCGACAUGCUUAACGGCAACAACCCGUCUUCGCGUGAGAUCAUCCGGAGGAUCAAGCCGGUGCCCGUCCAGGCCCUUUUCAUGGACUGUACCCACGAUAACGAGACCCCUGCCCAGAAGCGUGAUGCCCGCGACACCCUCCCAAACGCGGCUCUUGUCAGCAUGUGUGCGAGCGCCACAGGCAGUGUCAUGGGUUACGAUGAAAUCUAUCCUAAGCUCGUCGAUCUCGUCAAUGAGACCAGACUGUACACUUCCGAGUCCUCUUGCAAGCCCGUCAAGAUUGGUGGUGGCAGAAACGGCAUCGGUGGCAUCAAGAAGCUCCUGAACCAGAUUCAUACACUGAUGGGGAAGGAUGGCUACGACGAGACCCACAUCCAUCACGAGGAUCAGUACAUUACCGUCCAUAGAGUCCACCCCGAAUCAAGGAAGGGUUAUUUCUUGAUCGCACAUACAGCUUUCCCCGGCUACGGCAACGGCAACGGUGCGUUCAACGCCGUCCACCUCGGAGGCACAAAAGCUCGGCACCUUGGCAGCUGGAUGCUGGAAGUUGACGCUGGCGACGAGGCCAGGAAGGAAGCCCUCGAUGACAAGAAGCUCCUGAAGGGCCUCCCCAGUCGCGUCGUCGAUGUUCCCGGUGUUCGCAUGGAGGUCAAGGGCGACGACACCAUCAUCACCGUUCGCGACAAGUUCCCCCCCGGCAGCAUCGCUCUUUUCGAGACGUGGAUCCCGGCUGCUGAGCACUCAUCGGGUCUUGACAACUACGUCACUUCGGGCGCCAGAUCCGCGAUGGAGAACCUGAACCUUGUCGAUCUUAACUUUCUGCUCUACCGAUGCGAGGCCGAGGAGCGUGACGGCAGCGACGGCAAGGAUGGCUGCUACGAGAUUCCUGGGUACGGAAAACUCGUCUACGCCGGUCUGCAGGGUUGGUGGAGUCUUCUCAAGGAUAUCAUAAGGGACAAUAACCUCGCCCACCCCCUAUGUCAGAAUCUCCGCGAUGGCCAAUGGGCUCUCGACUACAUUGUUGGAAGAUUGGAGCGCAUCAGCAAGACACCCGACUUUGACCGCUUGGAGAAGCCCGCUGUUUGGUUGAAGGAGCGUUUCGAUGCCAUCCGCAGGAUCCCCAGCUUCCUGUUGCCAAGAUACUUUGGCCUCGUUUUGCGAACAUUGUACAACGCCGCCUGGGAGCGCGGUCUCGAACUCAUGAAUGACAACGUUCGCGAAGGCCAGUGGUUCCUCCAGAGCCUGGCGAUGGUCAGUGUGCAAGAGACUGGCCUCGUCAAGUCUGCGUCCCUUUGGCCGAAGAAGCUGGUGCCUUCACUGGCUGCUGGCUUGCCCCAUUUUGCCGUCGAGUGGGCGAGAUGCUGGGGACGAGAUGUUUUCAUUUCCCUCCGUGGUCUCUAUCUCGGUACCGGUCGAUUUGAAGAGGCCAAGGAGCACAUCCUUGCCUUCGCCAGUGUCUUGAAGCACGGCAUGAUUCCCAACUUGCUCAGCAGUGGGGCGCUGCCUCGCUAUAACUCGCGUGACUCCAUCUGGUUCUUCCUGCAAUGCAUCCAGGAUUAUACCAAGUUCGCACCCAACGGACUAGAUCUGCUGCAAGAGAAGGUAAAGAGACGUUUCCUCCCCUACGACGACACUUGGUUUGACGUCGAGGACUCCCGUGCCUACUCGCAUGAGAGCACAAUCGAGGACGUCAUCCAGGAGGCUCUCCAGAGACAUGCCUCUGGCAUGUCUUUUCGCGAGGCCAACGCUGGCCCUUCAAUCGAUUCUCAGAUGAGCGAUGAAGGGUUCAACAUCUCCAUCAAGCCUGACUGGGAGACCGGUAUUAUCUUUGGCGGCAACCAGCACAACUGCGGUACUUGGAUGGACAAGAUGGGCGAGAGCGAACGCGCCGGCUCCAAGGGUGUUCCCGGCACACCCCGCGAUGGCGCCGCCAUCGAAAUCACAGGUCUCCUGUAUAGCACCCUCAAGUGGGUGGCUUCCCUCAACUCGGACGGCAAGUACCGCUACUCUUCUGUGAAAAAGGCAGACGACUCGAACAUCUCUCUCAAAGACUGGGCCAAUCUCAUCCGAGCCAACUUCGAGCGCUGCUACUACGUUCCCUUGACUCCCGAGGAGGACUCCAAGUACGACGUCAACCCCGAGAUCAUCAACCGACGCGGCAUCUACAAGGACCUGUACAAGUCUGGCAAGGAGUACGAGGACUACCAACUGCGCGCCAACUUCCCCAUUGCCAUGUGCGCGGCCCCUGAACUCUUCGAGCCGGAGCAUGCGCUGCACGCCCUAUUGGUUGCCGACAAGGCCAUCCGUGGCCCCACGGGUAUGGCAACUCUUGACCCUGCGGAUCUCAACUACAGGCCCUACUACCGCAACAGCGAGGACAGCGAGGACUUCGCCACUAGCAAGGGACGCAACUACCACCAGGGUCCGGAGUGGCUGUGGCCGACGGGAUUCUUCCUCCGCGCUCUUCUCAAGUUCGACCUGGCAAGGAGGGGAUCCGAAGCCGGACGUACUGAAGCCUUCCAACAGGUCACGCGAAGACUCAUGGGUUGCAAGCAGAUGAUUCGGGAGAGUCCAUGGGCAGGAUUGGCAGAACUAACGCAGAAGGACGGCGAGGACUGCCCCGACUCGUGCCCCACGCAAGCGUGGUCCGCCGGAUGCUUGAUCGACUUGUACAUGGAUGCUGCGGAAGAGCAGAGUGAUAAAGCCAAGAUUGCCUUACCUGUAAGGACCAAGUAA
Messenger RNA from Colletotrichum graminicola M1.001, 4722 nucleotides. RefSeq names its product glycogen debranching enzyme. Gene Ontology annotation, biological process: glycogen catabolic process; glycogen biosynthetic process. NCBI's taxonomy places the organism in Eukaryota, Fungi, Ascomycota, Sordariomycetes, Glomerellales, Glomerellaceae. The coding region runs from base 1 to 4722 and encodes 1573 amino acids. Gene Ontology annotation, molecular function: 4-alpha-glucanotransferase activity; amylo-alpha-1,6-glucosidase activity. The transcript has 3 exons. The record is from RefSeq and is a predicted model, not a curated record.